Molecule: messenger RNA, 1042 nt
Organism: Penaeus indicus
Lineage: Eukaryota; Metazoa; Arthropoda; Malacostraca; Decapoda; Penaeidae
Gene: Gip
Product: putative hydroxypyruvate isomerase
Exons: 7
Coding region: 182-970 (262 amino acids)
Source: RefSeq, a predicted model, not a curated record
AAAAGGAAUUGGACUCCACGCACAGACAAAGCACCUGGAGAAAGACGUCAGUGGGCAGAGUGAGACGAGGAUCAUCGGGGGAGCUUCCUCUAGAGGAAAGCGGGACCCUGGUGAAUAAGGAGUCGACAUCCAAGCUCAUCCUGGUUGCCUACGAGACACCAAGGACACAGAAGGAGUCAAGAUGAAGGUUGCUGCGAAUUUAUCCUUCAUGUUUGGAGAAGCAGGAGGCCUUCUGGCGAGGUACAAAGGGGCAAAAGAGGCCGGAUUCCAGGCCGUAGAGUGCGCCUUUCCAUACACCGUCCCCGCUGAGGAAGUGGCUGCAGCCUUGAAAGAACUCGAGUUGAAGCAAGUUCUUAUAAAUUCAGACCCAGGAAACCUGCAGGCUGGAGAGCUUGGUUUUGCAGCUUUGCCAGGAAAAGAGGCUAACUUCAGGGAAUCGCUUGAACGAUCAAUACAAUAUGCAAAGGCACUUGGCUGUGGCAAGUUGCACAUAAUGUCUGGACGCCGAAGCAAAGACCACGAUGAGGAAACACACUUAGCUACCUUGGAAGCAAAUUUAAAGCAUGCUGUCAGCCGCCUUUCUGCAGAGAACAUUAUUGGCUUAAUUGAACCAUUGAACCCUGUAUCUACUCCUGGCUAUUUCCUCAAUAGUUUUGAGACUGCCCAAUUGUUGAUAGAGAAGAUCAACUCACCCCAUCUGAGGCUGCAGCUAGACAUAUUUCACAUGCAGAUGAUAUGCGGCAAUGUCACCAACAAUAUCAAGAAGUUCAUGCCUAUUGUGGGUCAUGUGCAGGUUGCCCAGGCACCCCAUCGCCACGAGCCCUCUUGCCCGGGAGAACUCGACUACCCUUACAUAUUUUCAGUUUUACGAGAGGCUGGUUAUGAGGAUUAUGUUGGUGCUGAAUAUAGUCCAUCAACAAACUCGGCCAAUUCUCUACAGUGGUUGGAGAAAUGCCAGUUGCAUUUUUAGACUAGAAAUAUUUUUAAAGGAUGGUAUGUGUAUAUAUAAACUCUGAAACAAUAAAAUACGUGCCACUAUUAA